AUGUCAGUCAGCAAGAGAUUGAGUAUCAUGGAUGCCCUUAAACCACUUAUACAUAGUGGCAUGGAGGUUGACUCCUCGCAUUGGACUAGAUUUGCAUUUUUGAGAGAGCAUAUUGAGAAAGCACUCAAUGUUGAUAUGGUUCAGUUGGCAGAUGAAUUUUUGGAGUAUCACCCAGGCCAGGGAUCUGCGGAUCAAGAAGAACGCUCCAGUGCCUAUAAAAGCCUCGAUGAUCCUACCAGCCAUGAUGCGAGCUCCACCGCAGCGGCAGUCACCAACAAUCUGGUUGACGAAGAGGACCGCCAGGCCGAUCCAACUGCAAUCUGUUACAACUGGGAUAAUGCGGAUGCGAAUGAAAUCCCUGACGAGUCUUUUGGUACUCCUGAUUGUGCAACAUCUGGCUUUGGACUCGACGGUGGCUUCAAAAAAUGGAACAAACAAAAAUUUUGGAACUAUGUUGAUGCAAUGCUGGAGCAGCUUCACAAAAGUGCGCAUGAGCAAUCAGGAGGUCAGACUGCUGGGUAUGAAGAUGUGUACCGCAAGGCAAUGGUCGAGUUUUUCCAGCUCAACCUGCAGGAGUUCCCUGGUCGCCACAAGGCUCUAUCUCUUGUGAAAGGUUCACAGCCUGUAUGGCAGGAAACAAUUCAGAAAAAGUUGUUAUGGUAA
Suillus bovinus is the source of this 663-nucleotide messenger RNA. RefSeq lists its product as uncharacterized. Bases 1 to 663 code for a protein of 220 amino acids. Lineage: Eukaryota; Fungi; Basidiomycota; Agaricomycetes; Boletales; Suillaceae. The record is from RefSeq and is a predicted model, not a curated record. The transcript has 4 exons.